Ilex paraguariensis (yerba mate) is the source of this 1032-nucleotide messenger RNA. Lineage: Eukaryota; Viridiplantae; Streptophyta; Magnoliopsida; Aquifoliales; Aquifoliaceae. The record is from the annotation of a GenBank genome assembly.
AUGUCGAUGACAGUGCUCAGAAACAAAUUGGGUUCACAAGGCCUGGAGGCAUCACAACAAGGGCUGGGUUGCAUGGGAAUGUCGUUCGGCUAUGGCCCGCCCAAGCCUGAAGAUGACAUGAUCAAACUCAUCCACCAUGCCAUUGACAGUGGCGUUACUUUCCUCGACACCUCCGACACCUAUGGUCCCCAUCUUAACGAGAUUCUUAUUGGCAAGGCUUUGAAGGGAGGGUGGAGAGAGAAGGUGCAGGUGGCUACAAAGUUCGGGGUCGAGAUGGUGGAUACAAUUAAAGUAUUGACUCAUGGUGAGCCAGCAUAUGUGCGAACUGCAUGCGAGGCCAGCUUGAAGAGGCUUCAAAUCGAUUGCAUCGAUCUCUACUACGUUCAUCGAAUCGACACUAGCAUUCCCAUUGAAGUCACUGUUGGAGAACUCAAGAAAUUGGUUGAAGAAGGUAAAAUAAAACACAUAGGUCUAUCAGAGGCCUCAGCUUCAACUAUCAGAAGGGCUCAUGCUGUUCAUCCAAUAACCGCUGUACAACUGGAGUGGUCCUUGUGGACAAGAGAUGUGGAGGAAGAUAUAAUUCCAACUUGCAGAGAACUUGGAAUUGGGAUUGUUGCAUACAGUCCUCUAGGAAAUGGGUUCUUCUCAUUAGGUUCAGGGAUUGUUGCGAAGGAGUUACCUGACACUGACUACCGAAAGGUUCUACCAAAAUUCCAACCAGAGAAUCUCGAGCAUAAUAAAAAUCUUUAUGAGCGGGUUAGCGAAAUGGCUGCAAGGAAGGGAUGCACCCCAUCACAACUAGCAUUGGCUUGGGUCCAUCAUCAAGGAAAUGAUGUGUUUCCGAUUCCAGGUACAACCAAGAUUGAAAACUUCAACCAGAACAAUGGAGCUUUGUCUGUAAAGCUAACACCUGAAGAAAUGGCUGAGCUUGAAUCCAUUGCUGAAGCAGUUAAGGGUGAUAGAUAUCCACCCACAUUUCCUACUUGGAAGACUGCAAACACUCCGUCCUUGUCCUCAUGGAAUGUUGAAUGA